Messenger RNA from Clarias gariepinus (North African catfish), 2714 nucleotides. RefSeq names its product SKI family transcriptional corepressor 2 (gene skor2). Gene Ontology annotation, biological process: negative regulation of transcription by RNA polymerase II; negative regulation of BMP signaling pathway. The transcript has 10 exons. Gene Ontology annotation, cellular component: nucleus; transcription regulator complex. The record is from RefSeq and is a predicted model, not a curated record. Gene Ontology annotation, molecular function: DNA-binding transcription factor activity, RNA polymerase II-specific; SMAD binding; RNA polymerase II cis-regulatory region sequence-specific DNA binding. Lineage: Eukaryota; Metazoa; Chordata; Actinopteri; Siluriformes; Clariidae. The coding region runs from base 196 to 2445 and encodes 749 amino acids.
CUGGCAACCCGGUUUUGUAGCGCCCGCGUGUAAAAGAGAAGCGCAGAACAGACAAGGAGACAAGACGCGCGCGCUUAUGCUGAAAGCAGACCCCAGCUCAUGCUGCACAGCACAGUGAGGUAGACUGCAGCAUAUCUUCUAAAGCACUGGAGAACAUCGAUCCAGAACCAGUUUCCUAUUUAAGGUCCCUAAAGGAUGGACAAGAGUCUUCUCCCUGGACCCACAGAUAUAAUCAUGGCGAGCCCUCCCAAUUCGUUCCAGCAAGAAGCUCUCACUCCACCCAGGUCCAACCACUCGUCUUCCCUUAAACCCAACCAGGUGGGUCAGGUCAUCUUGUAUGGAGUGCCCAUCGUCUCUCUGGUCAUCGACAACCAGGAACGCCUCUGUCUGGCCCAAAUCUCCAACACUUUGUUAAAGAACUACAGCUACAAUGAGAUCCACAACCGGCGAGUAGCCCUGGGCAUCACAUGUGUGCAGUGCACCCCAGUACAGCUGGAGAUCCUGAGGCGGGCCGGCGCUAUGCCUAUCUCAUCCCGUCGCUGUGGCAUGAUCACUAAGCGCGAGGCUGAGCGACUCUGCAAGUCGUUUCUCGGUGAGAACUCGCCUCCCAAGCUGCCCGAUAACUUUGCGUUUGAUGUGACACAUGAAUGCGCAUGGGGUUGUCGUGGCAAUUUUAUUCCUGCUCGUUACAACAGCUCAAGGGCCAAGUGCAUCAAGUGUUCCUACUGCAACAUGUACUUCUCCCCCAACAAAUUCAUCUUUCACUCACACCGCAUGCCCGAGGCCAAGUACACCCAGCCUGAUGCUGCCAACUUCAACUCCUGGCGUCGGCACCUCAAGCUGUCAGACAAGACACCGGCAGAUGAUCUGGUGUUCGCCUGGGAGGAUGUGAAAGCCAUGUUCAAUGGGGGCAGCCGCAAGCGGGCACUACCUCCCUCCCACUGCUCCCCCAUGGACUCAGUGAAGGCUGUCACCUCAGUGCUGCCCCACAUGAUAUCAUCUGAUCUGACACAGAAAAGGGGCAGGUAUGAUGAGGAUGAGGACCUGGAUGCCAGCAGCCUCUCUCCUCACAAGAACCCGCGUAGUUACCCAGUCAUUCCUGUGCCCAGCAAAGGCUUUGGCAUGCUGCAGAAAUUUCCACCCACUUCGCUCUUUCCCAGCCCCUACACCUUCCCUGCAUUUGGUUUGUGUCAGCAGAAGAAGGAUGACAGCGAAGCUGUAAACGGGCAAAAAAAUAGUGCUAUCUCGGGCCUGCUUUGGCCAGGGCGUAAGGACACCUUUUAUCCACCUUUUUGCAUGUUCUGGCCCCCAAGAGCUGCAGGGGGCAUUCCAGUACCCACAUAUCUUCAGCCCCAGCCCAAUGCACUUUCCACUCUCACAGAAACACCCUUGCUUCGUCAGGGCUUUCUUGACCUGAGCGAGCAAAGCGACGCUGCCACAGGAGCUGGAACUGGUGCUGCCAUAGGCACCAAUCCCAGAGCAGGCUUGUUCGAAAGUGACUGCCCGCCAACCAUGCCCCCUGACCUGAGACCUGCCCAGGAAGGCUGGCUCAAACUUCUAGAUGCUCCAUCUCUGCAAGCACGCAAAGCCAGCUACCACUCUGCGUUCCGGCCGGUGGUAAAGGACACCGAAAGCAUCGCCAAGCUACAUGGCAACCUGGAGGAGUUUGGUGCAGAGAGGCAUCUCUCACCUGGAACAAGCUGCAGCUACCAGAGUGAGAGCGCGGAGAGUGACGAGGAACAGGAAGUGGAUGUGGAGACCAAGCAGGAUGAAGAGCAAGAAGAAUUCAGCAGCCGUGCAGCAUCACAACAGCAGCCCUGCAGUCUACAUGUUUCACGACUCACUGAAGUCACCAUAGGCGACCGAGAUAAAGACGCACCUUCCUUCUCCACCAUCCCCCCUGAAAGCUCAACAGAGGACAAACCAAGCUUGGCCGUCAGUCCACCCACAUCUCUCAAAGACCCCAGCCCCGUUCAUGCCUCAGUGGAGGAUACUGCUGCCUACAAAAAUUCGCACAAGGGCAGAGAUGAUGGCCUACCGGCUUAUGCAGCAAAAGACAAAACAUCACGAGCAGAAGAAAGCAAAGAACAGAAUACUUUUUUUAUCCCGGAGACAGAAGCGUCUGCACCAGAUUACUGGCGAGAAAGCACAGCAGAACAAAGUCAAGAAGCUCACACGCCUGCAUCACUAAAGAAGGACGUUGAAAACAUGGAGAAAGAGGAACUCCAAAAAGUUCUGCUCGAGCAGAUCGACUUACGGAGAAGACUCGAGCAGGAGUUUCACGCCCUCAAAGGCAGCUCACCGUUUCCCGUUUUCCACAACUUUCAAGACCAAAUGAAAAGGGAACUGGCGUACAGAGAGGAGAUGGUACAGCAGCUACAGAUGAUUCCCUAUGCAAACAUUAUCAGAAAGGACAAAGUUGGUACACACCUGAACAAAAGCUAAGAUGGUUUGGCCAUGCUGUAUUACAUACGGACGUUACAGGCUGCUCUCCAAAUCCUUUGAAACACACUGUUUGGAUUUUUCUGGACAAACCUAAUAAUGCAAAAGCGAAUCCUUGUUAAGGACCACAGCACUCAUCGUCUGCUUAUGGACAUGUCCUUGAACAAACCGAUGGCUAACUGAACAAAAUUUAUAAUGCAAAUAAUUUUAAACUUCAGCACUAGUGUUUUAUCAUUCCCCAGUCACUUUCUGUACAGUGAUCUCAUUUUGUG